ACCCUUCAACGCGCACAAAUGGCUUCGUCCACCUCUGCAAUGACAGACUUUCAGUUUGCUUUCGACCCGACACUUUUUCCAGACCCUCCAGCGGUACCUCCUUCCUCGGAGCUCUUCUCCGCGUCUGAAGCCGACAACAUCUUUGGCUUUCUCGACAACUUCAAUGACUGGGACUUCGAUGGCGACCUCUUUGGCAGGCUAGCGCAGCAAAACAUUAUGCCGCCGCCACUGCCAUCCCAGGACACAUACAUAGGCGGAUUUCCGGAGCUUGCGGGGAAUGCCUUGAGCAAGCCGGACAUGAGCCCUCCUUCGUCUGUGAGCACAGAGGUCUCCUCUCAGCCAUUGGCUCGGCACCAGCCCCAUCGACGGAAACGGUCGCCGUCUUCAAGUGCACAUAGUCCAGAUUCUCCUAGCUCAACUCGCAGAGCCUCCAUCUCCAGUAUGAAUGGACCAGGGCGUACUCGUCCCUUGCUCGACGACAAGCAGAAACGCAUGAACCAUAUUAUGUCAGAGCAGAAGCGGCGAAAUGCAAUUCGCGAUGGAUACGCUCAGUUGACAACCCUUCUCGCGCCGGCAGGCGCGCCUCCUGGAACACUCAUGCCGACACGAGGGCGACCAAAAGGGAGUGGUGCGAAAGGAAAGGGGCGACCUAGCGCGGGUAAAAGCGGUGUUCUCCUCCGCGCAGUGGAAUAUUGUCGGUGGCUCGAGGAGGGAAGGGAUGCCCUUCUGGAGGAAGUCAAACGGCUGGAGGCUGCCUCUGGUGUUCGUGUUGACUUAUAAUUGUGUAUUUCUCGGGAAUUUAUUGCAUUAUAGUCUUGUUAAUACUGCAUGUCAUACCUUGUCUUCGGUUUGUUCGACUUUUUCUUGUCUUGACUCUGUAUACCAGCAAAGGCAUUUUACGACCUCUAAUGUUGAUGCUCCUGUAUGCAUCGCCCAGUUUGUCCCUGGUAAUCUUAUCCAUUGUAAUGUAAACAAAA
This is a messenger RNA of Fomitiporia mediterranea MF3/22, 977 nucleotides long. RefSeq lists its product as uncharacterized. NCBI's taxonomy places the organism in Eukaryota, Fungi, Basidiomycota, Agaricomycetes, Hymenochaetales, Hymenochaetaceae. Gene Ontology annotation, cellular component: nucleus. Gene Ontology annotation, biological process: regulation of transcription by RNA polymerase II. The coding region runs from base 19 to 780 and encodes 253 amino acids. The transcript is spliced from 2 exons. The record is from RefSeq and is a predicted model, not a curated record. Gene Ontology annotation, molecular function: RNA polymerase II cis-regulatory region sequence-specific DNA binding; protein dimerization activity; DNA-binding transcription factor activity, RNA polymerase II-specific.